GACUAAUCGUUUCUCGUUUAAAUGCCAGCAUCAAACCAGCAUCAAACCAUGGACAUUUCUGAACGCAAUAAUUUCUUCGCUUUUGAUGUAUAAGUAUCCGCUCUGAAGUUUCAGACAAUAAUAAACGGCUUGUUGAAGUUAUAAGACUCACCGCAUUCUUCUAGCUGAUGAAAUAUGGAAUUGCUGCAGUUGCUGUGUUACACAUGCCUUCUACUUCUUUCGAAGAUGCUAGUGUUGCAAGCCGUUAGCUGGGAAGAGUGGUGGACAUACGAUGGCAUAUCAGGUCCCGCUUUUUGGGGUCUCAUCAAUCCGGAAUGGUCACUCUGUAACAAGGGACGUCGUCAGUCUCCGGUGAAUCUAGAGCCGCAGCGAUUGUUAUUUGAUCCGAAUCUUCGUCAGAUGCAUAUUGACAAGCACAGGAUAAGUGGAAUUAUAAGCAAUACUGGUCACAGUGUAAUUUUUACAGCCGGUAACGAAACUGUGGCGAAUUACGACGGCAUGCAGACACCAGUGAAUAUAUCUGGCGGUCCACUUUCUUACCGUUAUCGUUUCCAUGAGAUACACGUACACUACGGACUUAACGAUCAAUUUGGCUCCGAGCACAGUGUUGACGGCUACACGUUUCCGGCAGAGAUACAAAUAUUCGGUUAUAACUCACAAUUGUAUGCAAAUUUCUCAGAUGCCCUGAAUCGUGCGCAAGGAAUCGUUGGAGUCUCCAUUUUAUUGCAGCUGGGCGAUCUGUCCAAUCCCGAACUACGAAUGUUGACCGACCAAUUAGAACGUAUUCGUUAUGGCGGCGAUGAGGUCUUUGUAAAGCGGCUGUCUAUACGUGGACUCCUGCCUGACACAGACCAUUACAUGACGUACGAUGGGUCGACAACGGCUCCGGCCUGUCACGAGACAGUCACUUGGGUGAUUCUCAAUAAACCAAUUUAUAUAACAAAGCAACAGUUGCACGCACUGCGCCGCCUGAUGCAGGGCAGUCCUGACCAUCCAAAAGCGCCACUGGGAAAUAACUAUCGUCCUCCACAGCCGCUGCUGCAUCGGCCCAUCCGCACAAAUAUUGACUUUAAAACAACGAAAACAAAGGCCGCUUGUCCCACCAUGUACCGUGAGGUCUAUUAUAAGGCAACCAGUUGGAAACAAAACUAGAAGUCAAUGCCAUAACGUACAGUUUAAAGCGUGAGACGUGAGUAAUGUGUGGCUUGCAAAAGGAGCUUCCAAUAAAUAUACAUAUAUAAUAAAAAAGCGGAAGAGUCAAAGAGGAAAGCGAUCGGGAGAGAUUAAAGCAAAAUAAAUUA
This is a messenger RNA of Drosophila novamexicana, 1301 nucleotides long. It is a transcript of the gene CARPB, whose product is annotated as carbonic anhydrase-related protein 10. Bases 175 to 1152 code for a protein of 325 amino acids. Gene Ontology annotation, molecular function: zinc ion binding; carbonate dehydratase activity. The transcript is spliced from 9 exons. The record is from RefSeq and is a predicted model, not a curated record. NCBI's taxonomy places the organism in Eukaryota, Metazoa, Arthropoda, Insecta, Diptera, Drosophilidae.